Tribolium castaneum (red flour beetle) is the source of this 4437-nucleotide messenger RNA. RefSeq names its product Blimp-1 (gene Blimp-1). Gene Ontology annotation, cellular component: cytoplasm; nucleus. Gene Ontology annotation, molecular function: RNA polymerase II cis-regulatory region sequence-specific DNA binding; protein binding; DNA-binding transcription repressor activity, RNA polymerase II-specific. Lineage: Eukaryota; Metazoa; Arthropoda; Insecta; Coleoptera; Tenebrionidae. The transcript has 11 exons. Gene Ontology annotation, biological process: cell fate commitment; regulation of transcription by RNA polymerase II. Bases 522 to 2996 code for a protein of 824 amino acids. The record is from RefSeq and is a predicted model, not a curated record.
AAUACGAUCAAAAGUGAAAAUUCAAAAUGGCUGCCUCCCCGUUUCCGUUACUGAAACGUAGAUAUUUUCUUCCUUCGAAGAAGCUAUUUUAAACUACUUUUCAAUAGUCAAGCUUUGUCAAUCGACUCAUAAUUAAAUCAACGUUUGCCCUGUCUUUAUUCCUGCAGACACCCCAGCAGGAGCGUGAAAUUCGCCGGUUGCAUGCCAUGCACCCAUAACACUUUUUUCCAUUUUCUCCGCUAGUUCUUGGCCAUUCUUUGACCCUUGCAUAUUCGAUCAGUCAUGGCCUCGCACUGUGCCAAAUGCUCACAAGGUUUCUUUAAAAAGAGAAAGAUAGAGGAAAUGCACUCGUUGAAUAAAGACCAGAACUAAAAUUGACGUCAGGAACAUGCAACUCAACCUUGCACUAAUAUUAGUGCAGAAUUAAAUAACUCAAAAUUGGUGGGGAAGAAUUCGGAUAGAUUGCCACAUCAGGACUUAAAUGCCUUGAAGAACAGCUGCAGUCCUCAAAAAAGGCCAAAAUGAGAGAGGACAUGAUGGAUGAGGUAGCUGUAACGUCCGCCAGCGAAUUCGACUUGGCCAAUAUCCAUGAGGAAGAGUUCGAAUUGCAUACCACCUACAUCGUUCCGGAUCUUCCGGUUGAGCCCGGAACGCCGAACCGGGCGGAAGCUACCCUUCCCCGCAACCUAGUGCUGAAGACAUCGCAGGCAAUGUCUGAUGCUCAGGGCGUUUGGAGUACGGGGUACAUCCCACGAGGGACGCGCUUUGGGCCUCUCGUGGGAGAAAUCUAUGCCAAAGAUGCGGUACCAAGCUCGGCGAACCGGAAGUACUUUUGGAGGGUUCAGAUGAGAGAGGGCUUUUAUAGAAACAGUUCUAACGACAGCAAGAUAUACAAAGAUAACGAAUUAUAUUAUUAUAUUGAUGGAUUUGAUACAUCUAAAGCUAACUGGAUGCGAUACGUGAAUCCUGCUUAUUCCAGCGAAUCGCAAAAUUUAAUCGCCUGUCAAUACAAAAUGAAUAUCUAUUUUUACACUAUCAAACCAAUUCUUCCCAAUCAGGAACUUCUUGUCUGGUACUGCAAAGAAUUCGCCGAAAGACUUAAUUAUCCCUUGACUGGUGAACAAAUGCUACAAAGAAUUAGACAACAAGUACAGCAAUCUUCUGAAGUGAUAACUGUUAGUACGACUGAACCUCCUGCAAAAGACGGUCCCUACGAACACCAACUAACACCAACUGAUGGUAGUGUGAGAUCAGACGAAGGAUAUCAUAGUAAUGGCUAUCACGACGAUGCUUUCACACCACCUGAAGAUUCGAGUGAUUCAGAUAGUGAGAAUAAUUACGUUCUUGAUUUUAGCGCUUGCAGUAAAAAACCAAAUUCGAAAGAAACCGCGGUAAUAAAACCGGUUUCUCCCGAAACCCAAAAGAACGAAUACAGGAAAGUGAAAAUAAAAAUCUCGAAAGCUUACCACUACAAGUCGAAAGGAGUGGAAAGCGACCACGAAAUGGACAAGGAAUCCCACACUGACGCUGCAGUACCUGAAGUAACAACACUAACCCCGAGAAUAAUCACGCCCCCAAGUACAGUAAUUGUGAUUGAUUCUCCUCCACCUGAAGUUCCUAACAAUAAACCUUUCUACGAACCUGAAGUCAAGCCCCAGAAUGUUAUUUCGCGGUAUACGCCGCCCACUUCUAGCAUCCUUGAGAAUAUUUUGCUAAGGAAUCGAAUUGAUACCAAUAAUAACGACAACAAUCAGAGACAACCAAACGCAACCCCUCCUCCAAGCUCCCCCACCGAAAUGGCUUAUUCAUACAAGAAAAGUCACCGGUAUGGCACUGUCCCCUGCAGUCCAGACUCAAGUUCAAAUGUCCAAGUUCAAAACAUGCUCCCUCCUAGUCCCGCAAUGCUUAAGAACCACCCCCCAAGUCCCGUCCAGCCCUUGUACGUCCCCCACGACAACUACCCUAACCACAUGCAACCCUCCAACUACUACAACAUUUACCCUUCAAACGGCAUCCCCCAUAGUACUAUCACCUCCACCCCCACAACCACCUACUCGCCCCCAGCCACCCACCACCACAACGGUUCGAAUCUAAUGAUCCCAGCGUCCCACAUCAACCUCACCCACCACCUCCUCACACCCCUACCCCCACUGCAAACCAGCGGCAGGUCCUCCCCCUGCUCGCGGAGCCCCGAGGGCGGGUCCCCCGGUAGCCCCAACACCAACCAGAACCGCGGCUAUCGCAGCCUGCCCUACCCCCUGAAGAAGAAGGACGGGAAAAUGCACUACGAGUGCAACGUUUGUUGCAAAACCUUCGGCCAGUUGUCCAACUUGAAGGUCCAUUUAAGGACACACAGUGGCGAACGCCCCUUCAAGUGCAACGUCUGCACCAAGUCCUUCACGCAGUUGGCCCACCUCCAGAAGCACCACCUGGUGCACACUGGAGAAAGGCCACACGAGUGUGGCAUUUGUAAGAAGCGAUUCUCCUCCACGUCCAACCUUAAAACCCACUUGAGGCUACAUAGUGGCCAGAAACCCUACGCGUGCGAUUUCUGCCCCGCCAAGUUCACGCAGUUCGUCCACUUGAAGCUCCACAAGAGGCUGCAUACGAACGAACGGCCGUAUAUUUGUCAGGAGUGCGGGAAAAACUACAUCAGUGCGUCUGGCUUACGGACGCAUUGGAAGACGACGAGUUGUAGGCCGAACAAUAUUGAUGAGGAGUUGAACGGCGAAGGCUCGCCUAAUGGGUACUACGAGUACGCUGGGUCGGAUGGAAGUCUAGGAUCGAUAGAUAUGAACAAGGACAUGCAUGAGGAUUCGAAGGAGUUUCUGGAGGUGCAGCAGGCGCCGAUAGGGCACGCGGUGCUGCACCCCGGGCUGUCGAGGCCUCUGCCGCCGCAGCAGCGGCAGCCCCCGCAGCCCCCCAUCCACCCCGGGAAGGAGACGCGGCCGAGCGUGAUCGAGUCGUCCCAACCCCACAUAAUUGAAUGUACCUAAGAUGUAUUCCUGCUCAUGUAGUGUAGUUUUGUUAAGUUUUUUAAGGUUUAUUUAUUACUAGGCUAGUACUGAGGUAAUAAAGUGUGUUCACGAAGGACUGGACACGGCGUCGAAUAAAUAAGAAGUGUAAUUUUACUUUUCUAAAGAUACUCAUUGCGAUUUUGUUGAGAUAAUUUAUUGAUCUAUUUAUUGAUAGUUGUUUAAUGAAAGUAUUUUAUGGAAUUAACCGAAUUUUGACUUUAGACUGAUCACGUAUAAAGCAAUACUAUUUAUGACUUGCACGAAAUUGUCUAGACUUGUGUAUUUAUUUGUAUUUGAAUGUUUUAGGAGAACGUAGUCGUUUUUACGUUGUAGAUUUUGUAUUGAAUGUGUUUGCAGUUUAUAUACAUUAGCGUAUUCGACUUGGUACUUGAUUGGAUACUCGUCUUUAACUCCAUAUUGAGAAACUACAUCCCACGUUUCAGUUGACAAAUUCAUGACGGUUUUUUCGAUUUUCUGCAAGCGUAGUUGCUUGAUAUGCUGUUAAAUCCAUAACUUACUUAUGUUAGAAUAUAUCCAAAUAAGUAUAAACCAAAUAAGAUCAUCCUCUUCAUGUAUUACUACUAUUUAUACAUGUAAAGUUCAAUGUAUGUAAUUGCGUAAAUCUAAAUGGUGCUUGUGACUUGUUUAAUUUAAGUGUGUAUGAAAUUCCUGAAGCUUAGCAGUGGAAAUUAUUUGUCUGCUUGCACUAAAACAAAAAAUCAGUAUUAAGUUGAUUCGAAUCGUGGAUACUGUACAUCAUCGAUCAUUGUUUUUGUAAAAACAUAUUUUUGUAUAUUUCGUCUCUCACAUGUAUAUAAUUUCAAUUUUAGGUACCUACUUGAAAUUAAUGUAAAUUUUUGUAAAUUCGAUUGUGAAUAUUUUUAAAAUUAGCGACAAACUUGCCUUGUACAUAAAAAUUAUUUAUUCAUUUUUCACAAAUUGCAAAACCUUCAUUUACGUUUUUUCCGACAGUUUUGUUUUUUAAGUUAUUUGAGAUAACACACAAUAGUAUAAUACGAUUAUUAUUAAUGUAGUAUGUACUGUGUACAAUAAGAUUUGUUUUUUAUUGUUAUUUAGUUGUACUUUGUAAGUUAUUUAUUUCCUGUUUUUCAUAUCACUUGUUUGCAAAAUUUCGAACUGAAUAAAUAGCGGUGUUUGCAUCAUUGUCGAGGAAAAUUAGUUUAGGUGGGUACCUUCGUUUUUGUUAUUACAAAGGUAUGAUUUUAUAAACGUCUCAUCAUUUCAACCCUCUCUCAUUUCUCCCACAUUAUUUAAGUCGUAACGUGUUAGUCUUAGAAAUGUUCGCUAUUUAUUUGUCGUAGUUGUUUAAUUAUUCAUUUGGAACUGUUACAUUCAAAAUAUUUUGGUAUAUCUCGUGCAUGUAAAAAUGUUCAUAUGAGUAUUAAAACAUAAAACUUGA